Messenger RNA from Fusarium redolens, 787 nucleotides. RefSeq lists its product as uncharacterized. Lineage: Eukaryota; Fungi; Ascomycota; Sordariomycetes; Hypocreales; Nectriaceae. The record is from RefSeq and is a predicted model, not a curated record. Bases 150 to 338 code for a protein of 62 amino acids. The transcript has a single exon.
CUUGAAGACAUUUGCAACACAGCGCCCAGGUUCAGUAUCGGGUAUAACAAUAGGAUCUGAUUCGGUCAGUUUAGAAUCCGAACCAAGGGCUUGGCUCCAAUAGCCUGGCACCACAGGUAAAGAGUAAAGGACCCAGAGGCAGUUGGGGAAUGCAACCCGAUAGCCUUUUCGGUGCAUUGCCAUGGUACGGAGUAGAUCAUCAGGGACUGUACGAACCAGCCCUGUUAGUUAGAGUCAGCACAUACCAACGGGGCUUUGUGAUAUGCUCCGACACCCCUAUAAGAACAACAAGGACUGUUGGAACCCAAAAAUGGGAAGAACAGCCAAACAGGCUAUGACUUUCUGGAGGCACAAUUGCCGCCGCAGCUUGACGAAUUGGAUAAUGGCAAAGAGCUUAGUUGCCCAAAUAUCGUCGUUGCAACGAAUUGGAUCUUGGCGGAUUGAUUAAUUUCUGAUCCUCAUGACGGAAGUAUCAAUUGGAAAUAAGACAAUGACGCUGACGUGGGAAAUGUUUGUUGAGCACCCUUGAUUUCCAUGUUUCAGACAGAACUUAGAAGGUCACUUGCUCCCACCAUAAACAACAUGCUGGAGCCAUUGAAUUGCAUAAAUGUAAACUUUCUUGGGUUUCAUCGGGAGCUUACACCCAAUAUGUUGGUAGUGGUUGGUGAAUCUUGUGUGACGCAUGUGAUCUCGAAACCGAUGCCGUGAAUCUGCUGGUGUGAUGUGAGCUAAAUUAUUAUCCCGGGCCACAACCAGACCAACGGUAGUCCAGCAGCGGAUGAACAAG